Molecule: messenger RNA, 1164 nt
Organism: Penaeus indicus
Lineage: Eukaryota; Metazoa; Arthropoda; Malacostraca; Decapoda; Penaeidae
Product: zinc finger protein 628-like
Exons: 1
Coding region: 1-1164 (387 amino acids)
Biological process (GO): embryo development; regulation of transcription by RNA polymerase II
Cellular component (GO): nucleus
Molecular function (GO): DNA-binding transcription factor activity, RNA polymerase II-specific; RNA polymerase II transcription regulatory region sequence-specific DNA binding
Source: RefSeq, a predicted model, not a curated record
AUGGAUCACUUUGAGCGCAACUUUUGGGAUCUGCCUGACGUGGCUGCCUCUCAGUAUGGGCCUGGCGCGGUUUGUUAUGCCUGGCCCUUUGGAGCUGUUGUGGGGGCGUUUUCGUCGAAGGACAUCAUGGACCACUUACUCGGAACGCCCUUGCCGGCUCCGAAGAGACAUUGUGUGCGCCCUGCGAGUGGCCUUUCAUGGAGUCAGCCAAGACCUUUGUAUUCAAGUUACUUGAGCCCUUUUGUUGAUAAGUCAUCGGAUUGGGACGUUGCCCCAUCGCUGACCUGGACGUCUCCAUCCCUCGAAGUAAGCCAAGAAUUCAAGAUCUCCCCUUCACCUGCUCCUUCAGUAAGCCAAGAACUCAAGAUCUGCCCUUCACCUGUUCCUUCAGUAAGCCAAGAACUCAAGAUCUGCCCUUCACCUGUUCCUUCAGUAAGCCAAGAACUCAAGAUCUGCCCUUCACCUGCUCCUUCAGUAAGCCAAGAACUCAAGAUCUGCCCUUCACCUGCUCCUUCAGUAAGCCAAGAACUCAAGAUCUGCCCUUCACCUGCUCCUUCAGUAAGCCAAGAACUCAAGAUCUCCCCUUCACCUGCUCCUUCAGUAAGCCAAGAAUUCAAGAGCGCUCUCGGACCCAUCACGGUCACCUUCCUGGCGCCGCAGGUAACCUCCUCGCCAACUGGUCCUUCGCCCUCCGCCCGCAGAAGGAAGAACGCUCACUGUCAUCUUUGCGACAAGCGCUUCGAGAAUCGAUACAAGUUAAAGAUGCACCUUAAUACCCACACGGGGGAUCGGCCCUUCACCUGCGAUGUGUGCGGGAAAGGCUUCAUGCGACGAACCACCCUCAACGGACAUCGAACCAUACACGACGCCUCUCAGUUCUCGUGUCCCACCUGCAACCGCAGCUUCAAGCGCUCGUCCGAAAGGCUUAUUCAUAUCCUACUGAAGGUGUGUCUGCGGAAGCAAAGAAUCCUUCGUCGGACAGUCAGUGGCUGGUUUUGUGAUGUCUGCGACGAGAGCGUUCCCGUGCCGGAGGAACACCAGUGUCCUGUCAAAGGUCGACGCCGUCAGUGUCCUGUCUGCGGGAUGGACUUCGGCGGGCAGCGCGACCACAAGAUGUUGAGUCAUGUCCGCCAGGAACACCCAGAGUUCUUGGUCUCGUUGUGA